AUGAUUAUUGAGAAUAUUCCAAAUUAGUUUUUCAAUAUUCUCAAAAUUUUAGUUGAUAAAACAAUAACAUUAGAGCAGAUAGCAAUCAAAUAUGAAUUGAUUUAUAAAAUGCUAUAAACUUAAGCCCACUCAGAUUAAAUGAGCUCCUUCCAUUUUUAAUCUUGCAACGAUAAGGAUUAAUUUUUCAAGAUAAUAUAAUCAUCAGAGAUGUUAAACAAUCCUAAAAUGAUAUUGCAAUUAAUGCUGUUAAUGCCUCAAUUAAAAGUUUAACCUAACAAACUAGCAGAAGGAAUUACUCAUUUAACUAAAAUUAAGCUUUGCAAGAUUGAUUUAGGCUUACCCUUUCUCCAAAGCAGAAUAAAUAGCUUUUAAGCUAAGGAUCUAAAUAAUAAAUAGUAUAAAGCAUCAUCAGCAUAAUUAUAGCUAUCCCUUACCAGUUAAAACUAUUAUUUCUCACCAUACUAAAAGAAAGAAGACCAAUACUAAAUAAAACUCUUGAAAAUGAAAAAUAGUCUGGAUCUAGCACAUGAAAUUUUAAAAGAGAAUGUCAAAUUAAACUAUUAAAAUAGUUAUUGUUUUCUUAAAGCAGCGAGAUAAGUUAGUUGUAAGGCAGUUUCUAAAAUUAAUUUAUAAUUCUCCUUUGAUUAAUAAUAACCAUUUAAUAAUGACGAUGAUACUAAAUUAAUCAUUCAACAAAAUAAGGACAUCAUAAAUAAAUUAUCCUAACCAAAACUAAAUCAGUUAAGAAAUUCUCUUUUAAUUGGAUAAAAAGCAAGAAUUAUUAAAAUUUUGUAAAAAGAAAAUGAAAUAUCUAAAAAAAACAAAUCAUAAUUAUUUGGAGGUAGUAAAAAUCUUGAUAGUAAUUAAACAAUCCCUAAGAAUAAUAGAAAAAAAAUUAGCUCAUUAAUAAAUACAAAUGAAGAGGAGAUUAAAGUUGAAUUUAAUGAAAAUGAAAAUGAAAAUGAAAAUGAAAAUGAACAAAAUUAUUCUAAUACUCAAUAAGCAGAAAAUGUAAUAAAUAAGGUACUAGUAUAAUUUUUUAAUAAUUUGCCCAAUUAUAUAGAAAUAAUCCAAAAAUAUGAUUAAAGUUUCAAAAUGGAAGAAUAAUAAAUUUUAGAUGAAUAAAAGGGAAAAUAGCCUUAAAGCACUACAAUUACCUAAUAAACAACUCUUCAGUCAUCAGACUAAGCUAUUGUCAUUUCUGAAUCAUAUAAAUCUCCUUAAUUUGGAUAAGAAGGUGUUGAGAGAUGUGUACCCCUCCCCAUAAAUAUUUUUGGUAACAAUGAAUAAAAUGAAAAAUGUAAAAAAAACUAACCAAAUAAACCAAAAAAAAAAAAUCUUGAUAAUCAUUCUGAGCAAUUUUUAAAAUAAAUCUUUAAAUUAGGCGAUCAUAUCGGCGGUGGAGGGGAGGCAGAUAUAUUUACAAAUCAAAAUGAUGACAAGACUGUAUUUAGAGUAAUUAAAUUAAAUGGAGACGAGGAUUUAAGGAAAUAAGAAUUGUUAAUACUUUAGGAAUUAUAAGAAUAAAACAUUUUAAAUAUAAAUAGUUCUCAUCUAAUAGAAAAUAAAGAUAAAGAUACUAAAUAUAUCAUUCAUGUUAUGUAAAAAUGUUAAAUGAGUCUUCAUGAUGAAAUAUAAUCAAAAGUUUUUAAUCUUAAAGAAACUUUAAAAUUUAUUUCUACUGCAUUUCAUUUAUUGAUUGUACUUAGAUAAAAGUAUAUCUAUCAUUCAGAUAUUAAACCAGGAAAUAUCUUAAAAACUUAUAAUAAUAAUUACAAAUUAUCUGAUUUUGGUGCUUCAUAGUAAGUUGAUUUUAUUGAUCCUUUUUGUGAUUAUUAAAUGCAUACACCUGGUUUUAAGCCAUAAGAUAGAGUGAAGAAUUUACCUUUUUAUCAUGAUAUCUAUUCUUUUGGUAAAACUAUCAAAUAGUUAUUUCCUCCAUAAUUAGAAAAUCGCCCAGAUAUUUAAAUUUAUGAUUGUUUAAAUAAAUUUAUAGAUGAAAAAAUUUGUAAAGAUGAUGAAAAUUCUAUUAAUGUAGAUUGCCUUAAGUUGCCAAGAAUGUUUAUAAAUAAAAUAAUGAAAUUUACUAAUUAUUAAGUAAUUAAGGAAUUCUUAGUGGAAUAUUUAGAAUAGAUAUAAUAAUAUUUAGUCAUAAAAAAAGAAAAUAAAGUAUUUCAGUAUGAAUCAUAAUAUUAAUAUGCUGAAAUAGCUAUUUUCAUUAUUUCAUAGAUAAUUUAAGUUAGCAAUUAGCAGAGUUAGUUAACUUCAAUUAAAAUUAAGGCACUGAUAACUAAAAGUUAUAUUUUAUGUAAAAGAAAAUAAUAUAAAAAAUCUCUCAAAUGUAUUAAUGAAAUUUUUAGAGAAGAUUUUAAAAAUAGUAGUUAGUCAGAAAUCCUAAUAAAAUCAAUUAGAGUUGUAACUAAGAUCUUAAUAAAGCUAAAUAAUAAGAUAAAAUUAUCUUAAAAAAAUUAAUAUAAAUUGAUUAAAUUAAUUAAAUUAGUUAAUAAAGGUGAAGAAUUUGAUAAAUUAAAAAUAAAGAUAAUAGAGCUUCUAUUGCUAAAAUCAGAUUAAAUACAUCCAAUUUUUACAGAUUUUUAUAAUUCUCUAAAAAAAUAAGUUGAAAACAAUGAGUUUGAUAUGGUUUAUAGGAUAAUUAUUAAAUUGAUUAGGUAUUUAAGAAAAUAAAAUUGUUAUGACAAAUCUCUUUACAAUUUAAUUUAAUUUAUUCAACAAAAUAAAACGAAUCAGAUUUCUUAUUACAAAUAAAAAUUACUGAAAGAAAUGGGCUUAUAUCUUUACAAAUUUCUUUUUUAAAAUGAAUAGCUAGACACAAAAUUUUAUGAUAAAUAUAAAAAAGAAAUUUAACUCUUGCCAUUAAUUAUUUUGAAUUGCUUGAAUGACAUUAAGCUAAAAUCAAAUUUAUAAAUUUAAUUUGAUAAAAGCAUUUGGUAAUUAUAUUCAAUAUUUAUAAAGCUAUAAAAUAUUUGUAUCUUUGAUUAAUGCAAGGAUAUUUUAGAUAAUUUAGAAAAAAAAUAUAUAAAUGAAAUAAAAGAUAAUAACUAAUUGCCAUAUAAAGAAUAUGUUUAUUACAAAAAUCUUAAUUACUAUGAAAAGUAUCUAAAUAAAAAAGAAAAAAAUUAUUAGUUUUUUAAUGAAUAAUGUGUAAAAAGAUACAAAGAAGAACAUAUAAUUUAAUCAAUAAAUCUUAUUGAAAAAACAAUUUUUAAGAAUUACAAAGAAAAUAAAUAUUAACCAAAUAUUGAGAUAUCUUAAAAUCAAAAACAAACAAUGAGCUCACUUAAUUUCAUAACAUACUUUGAAAGCAAAGAAAUAAGUCUAAAUUAUUUAGGUUCUUUGGAAAAAUUCAAUGAAGAAGUUGAAUCAUUUAAUUCUUAACUCAAUUGUUAUAAUAUAUUAUAAUAAAAUAUAAAUAAGUAAUUAUUUUAAUUAAAAUUGUUUUGCUAAAAAAGAAAUUUAAAUUUAUUUAUUUUAAUUAAUUUUUGUUUGUCAAUAUUUAAUUUUAGUUAUUAUUAAAUUAAAAUAAAGCUUUCAUUAAAAGAAUGA
Messenger RNA from Tetrahymena thermophila SB210, 3564 nucleotides. RefSeq names its product kinase domain protein. Gene Ontology annotation, cellular component: cytoplasm; nucleus. NCBI's taxonomy places the organism in Eukaryota, Ciliophora, Oligohymenophorea, Hymenostomatida, Tetrahymenidae. Gene Ontology annotation, biological process: protein phosphorylation; mitotic DNA damage checkpoint signaling. The transcript is spliced from 4 exons. The record is from RefSeq and is a predicted model, not a curated record. Gene Ontology annotation, molecular function: protein serine/threonine kinase activity; ATP binding.